UUAAGCUCAACACAAGUGUGGCUGAGAAGUAAGCAGAAGCCACACGUUUACAGGUGAAGUUAAUGCAGUUGGGACAAUCGUUAUUCGCCUGUUUGAUCACAUAAGAUGUCUUCACUCCUGAAGGUGGACAAUGAAAUUAAAACCAAGGUUGAUGCUUUCAGGGAACGUAUCACUGCAGAAGCAGAGGAUCUAGUUGCAAAUUUUUUCCCAAAGAAGUUACUGGAACUUGAUCAUUUCCUAAAGGAUCCAAUCAUAAACAUCACUGAACUGAAGGAGAUUCACUCGGAGAUAAACCUGACAGUGCCAGACCCCAUCCUGCUCUCAAACCUCCAUGACGGACUAGAAGCGCAAAACGCCAAAAAGCGAAAGCUGGAGGAUGGAGGUGGGGAGGACAAGGUGACUGGCACCAAGGUUUUCGUCAUGCCUGGUGGGAUGAUGAAGAGCAACGCAAACCUUGUCGAUCUCAUUGAAAAGGUCAAACCAGAGAUCAGGACGCUCAUAGAGAAAUGUAACACAGUCAAAAUGUGGGUCCAGCUGCUCAUCCCCAGGAUAGAGGAUGGCAACAACUUUGGCGUUUCAAUCCAGGAGGAGACGGUCGCUGAACUCAGAACAGUUGAAGGAGAGGCGGCAUCUUACCUCGACCAGAUAUCAAGAUACUACAUCACAAGGGCAAAGCUGGUUUCUAAAAUAGCAAAAUAUCCACAUGUGGAGGACUAUCGGCGCACAGUAACGGAGAUUGAUGAGAAGGAAUACAUCAGUCUGAAGAUCAUAGUAUCGGAGCUCAGAAAUCAAUACGUAACGUUACAUGACAUGAUCCUGAAGAACAUUGAGAAGAUCAAGAGGCCACGAAGCAGUAAUGCUGACGCGUUGUACUGAUGUUCAUCCAGCCAUCAGAGCGUCCACCCCCUCAUAUCCGCCCCCCCACCCCCGUCUCCCUGCCAUAGCUGUUGAGCUACAGUAGCCUGGCCCUGGUCCACAGGACUACAACUAGACAUUCACCUACUUCAGUACAAUCAAUACAGUCCAGUACAAAAACAUAGCUUCCAUAGAUGGACACAAUGCACAUGUUUUUGUUUUAAUUGUAAAAUAUUUUUCCUGUUUUAAACCCUUUUGAAAACAUAAUUAUUCUCUCAAAAAUUGAGAGACAGAUCAUAGACAGCAAAAAUCGUUAUGUAUUUUUUAAUUUUAAUUAAACAUUUUGUCCUCA
Molecule: messenger RNA, 1207 nt
Organism: Thunnus maccoyii (southern bluefin tuna)
Lineage: Eukaryota; Metazoa; Chordata; Actinopteri; Scombriformes; Scombridae
Gene: psme3
Product: proteasome activator subunit 3
Exons: 10
Coding region: 106-876 (256 amino acids)
Biological process (GO): positive regulation of endopeptidase activity; regulation of proteasomal protein catabolic process; regulation of G1/S transition of mitotic cell cycle
Cellular component (GO): proteasome activator complex; cytoplasm; nucleoplasm
Molecular function (GO): endopeptidase activator activity
Source: RefSeq, a predicted model, not a curated record